Messenger RNA from Cuscuta epithymum, 1153 nucleotides. NCBI's taxonomy places the organism in Eukaryota, Viridiplantae, Streptophyta, Magnoliopsida, Solanales, Convolvulaceae. The record is from the annotation of a GenBank genome assembly.
UUAUUGCUCUAUUAGCUUACAAAUUAUGGGUUCUGAGCAAACUAUUUGCAGCACAGACUUAGAGUUGGGGUUGGGAUUUUCCCACACCCGUCAAAUUAGCACUAGUAGUAAUAUGAUUCAUGCGGCGGUAGAAGUCACGUCGCCGGCGGCGGUCCGGCUGCCGUCGCUGAAUCUGAGCCUCUCUUGUGAAACCUAUGACCGGAACAAAGACCGGGAAUCCUCGGACUUGUACCGUCAGGAUAGCUCUGCUUCGUCGUACCUAUCGAACGCCACCGUUAAAAGGGAAAGAGAAGUUUGCGGUGUCGUAUUUGUAAGAGCUGAGGCGGCGGCGGGGGCGGCGGAGAGAGUUUGUUCAGGAGCAGUUAUGUGGGAAAAUGGUGAAGUUGGUUGUAAGAAUAAUUAUGCAACGAAGAACAAGAAGCAAAGGCUCUCCAAAUCUCAGUCUUCUCUUUUAGAAGAAACUUUCAAGCAAACCACCACUCUCAAUUCGAAACAAAAGCAACAAUUGGCAAGGGAACUCAACAUUAAUCCUCGUCAAGUGGAAGUCUGGUUUCAAAAUAGAAGAGCCAGAACAAAGCUAAAGCAAAUAGAAGAAGAUUACGAGUUGUUGAAGAAAUGCUGCGAGAAGUUGAGGGAUGAGAACAUGAGGCUAGAGAAAGAGGUACAAGAACUGAAAGCUCUAAAGCUAUCGAAACCCAGCUUUAGCAUCCAGUUACCGGUAGAAGGGCCGCGAAAAGCUUCUUUUAUGAUGACUCAUCUCAGUCAUUUCUACAGCACAAAAUAGCCUGCCCGCCGUCCGCAGCUCGAGUCCUAAUUUGUAAUUAAAUCUGUAUAUAAUUAUAUAUGUAAAUAUAUAAUUACUAUAACUAUUGUUAUUGUUCGUGUGGGAUGAUUUAUUAUUAGAAAAAUGUCACUUAUACACGUUGCUUAACGCAAGUUUACACUUAAGUCUAGUUAUCUGUGCACAGACAAUUACACUUGGACAUGUAAACCUACGUGUAAUCCAUCGUGUACAAGUAGCGCAUUUAUUAAUAUUAGUACUUCAAGACUUAAUUGGUUUAAAGUGAUGUGAUGAAGGCUAAGCUAAUUUGUGAUGGAAUUCAUAUCUGCGUUAUAUAGAGGUGUUUUUAAUUGAAUUGGAUUUUUCUAGUCU